Messenger RNA from Penicillium canariense, 1125 nucleotides. RefSeq lists its product as uncharacterized. Gene Ontology annotation, biological process: nucleoside metabolic process. The coding region runs from base 1 to 1125 and encodes 374 amino acids. NCBI's taxonomy places the organism in Eukaryota, Fungi, Ascomycota, Eurotiomycetes, Eurotiales, Aspergillaceae. The transcript has a single exon. The record is from RefSeq and is a predicted model, not a curated record. Gene Ontology annotation, molecular function: catalytic activity.
AUGUCAACCACCCAGGAGUACAGCGUGGGUUGGAUUACUGCCAUAAAAUGCGAAUAUGUCGCCGCGCAAGCGUUUCUGGACGAUAUGCACGAGCGCCCCUCCAAUCUUCCACCGCAGGACCCAAAUGACUACGCUUUUGGCAAAGUGGGAAGCCACAAUGUUGUGAUCGCCGUGCUUCCCAUGGGAGGAUACGGGACAGCAUCAGCAGCCAAUGUUGCUACCGUCAUGACCCAAAGUUUCCCGAAUAUUCGCAUUGCACUCAUGGUUGGGAUCGGCGGCGGCGCGCCAAGCUUGAAGCAUGAUAUCCGCCUUGGAGAUAUCGUCGUCGGUACUCCCGGCAACGGUGAGAGUGGUGUUCUACAAUAUGACUUUGGAAAGACAAUUCAAGGCAAAGGCUUCCAGCCUACGGGGUUCAUCAAUCAAGCGCCUGUUGUGCUGCGCAAUGUAGUAAAUGGGCUCGCUGCGCAAUACGACUUUAAUGGCAAUGGUAUUCAUGAAGCUGUUACCGAGCUCCUAAAUGAGAAAACUCGGCUAAGGAGAGCAUAUGGGCGCCCGGACCUGACAACUGAUCGACUAUAUAAAAGCGAUAUUAUCCACCACAACAAUCAGAAUAUUUCUUGCGCAAUUAGCUGCGGUGAUGAUUCGUCUUCGUUGGUCAUCCGAAGCGAUCGUUCUCAAAGAGAGGAUGAGCCAAUAAUUCAUUACGGUCUGAUCGCAUCUGCCGAUAAACUGAUGGAGGACGCCAAGAUUAGAGACCAGUUUGUGACACACAAUGAUGUGCUAUGCUUUGAGACGGAAGCCGCUGGUCUGGUUAAUCACUUCCCUUGUCUUGUCGUCCGGGGUAUCUGCGAUUAUGCCGACUCACAUAAGAGCAAAGAGUGGCAAGGCUAUGCAGCGAUGGUUGCCGCGGCCUACGCCAAGGCCAUAAUAAAACGCCUUGCGCCGAAUCAGGUUGAGCAGGAAACAAAGAUCACUGUCGUCCUAAAGGCCGGCGAUCAUCACCACCAUGAUAAUAGCCGUCAUGAACGCAUGCAUAUCGAAUUUGCGGGUUCCAAUAGCGGUUUCCAGGUUGGUCAGAACAACGGUUCAAUCACACAUGGACAGUCCCAGCCGGUCUGGCGAUGA